UUUCCACGUCAGAGCCAAUAUGGACGCACACUACUACAGGAAAGACCAACCUAAGGUGUUUAGUGGACCAGGUUAAUGAAAUGAAGCAGCAAUUCAUUAUCUACACACGAUCGUGUUACAACAAAGAAUAUAAGGUGUCUCGGAUAUUGUACGGAACAUUUUAUGAGCACCGAAGGAAACACAUGGACGUAAAACCCAAAGGCAAGGGCGUCAGCUUCCAAGAGGAUCUGCUCUAUGUGAGCGGUGACAAAAGCUGUGCAGUGAUUAUGGUCACGACCAAUGUUGGCGCUAAACGCGUCACGUAUGAUGUUCGAGUUAGGAACUCUCACAUUCGAUGGCCGCCACACCAUAAAUGCCUCCAUGUAUACGAGAAGUUCGAGAUGCAUGGACAAGUUUUGUAUGACCCAAGUUGCCAAGGUAUACUAGCCAAAUCGGCAAAUUUGAAGGUGUAAGAACCACAACGUGAUCGCUGUGAAAGUCAAGCAGUUUUUUUUUUUUUGCAUUAGCCAUAAUGACAAAUGCUCAUAUUGCCAGUGUGCUAUAAAAAUGUGGAAUUUUCUCUCUCAACCCAUUAAAACAUUGUCGUCCCUUACUGCGUUUAAAAAAACACAUAGAGCUCAUUUAUCGAGCC
Molecule: messenger RNA, 631 nt
Organism: Rhipicephalus microplus (southern cattle tick)
Lineage: Eukaryota; Metazoa; Arthropoda; Arachnida; Ixodida; Ixodidae
Source: RefSeq, a predicted model, not a curated record